AUCGCCUAAAUUUCGUAGUUUUAUGAGGAUCCAAAAAAAUAAAAAAAUAAAAUAUCUGAAAGAGCAGCAAUUUCUUGCAUGUAAUACUACUUUCUUCAGGUAAAUAUAAGAGAAAAGCAUUAAGAAGGGCGGCGCCUGGGAGAUGUACCGCACAGAACUAAGGCCACCACCGCUGACGGGGCCGCCUCCCUCUCACUCCACCUGUCUAUUACAAUAUACAUUUGUGACUAAACAUUCUUUUUGUUCCGUCCAGUAUGGUGUACUUAGAAGCAUACGAGGACUUUGAGAAGGCAGCAGAGCGUCUGUACCUCAGCGCCCCCAAUAAGACUCGUUGUGUAAUGAAGUACAAUCAUAGCAACAGCUGCCUCAAGGUGAAGGUUACAGAUGAUACUGUGUGUGUUCAGUACCAAACUGACAGCCAACAAGAACUUAAGAAACUGGAGAAGUUGAUAAGUAACUUAAUGAAGCAUAUGGCAUCGGGUGAAAGAUAACUUUAUCCUUUCAUAACUUUAAAUUUCACUACUGUAUUCCUUAUGAUUUAUUCUUUGUUGGAUAAUAAACUUCUUUAAUAUUC
Procambarus clarkii (red swamp crayfish) is the source of this 574-nucleotide messenger RNA. RefSeq names its product signal recognition particle 9 (gene Srp9). Lineage: Eukaryota; Metazoa; Arthropoda; Malacostraca; Decapoda; Cambaridae. Gene Ontology annotation, molecular function: 7S RNA binding. Gene Ontology annotation, cellular component: signal recognition particle, endoplasmic reticulum targeting. Gene Ontology annotation, biological process: SRP-dependent cotranslational protein targeting to membrane; negative regulation of translational elongation. The record is from RefSeq and is a predicted model, not a curated record.